Leishmania mexicana MHOM/GT/2001/U1103 is the source of this 1269-nucleotide messenger RNA. RefSeq lists its product as hypothetical. Lineage: Eukaryota; Euglenozoa; Kinetoplastea; Trypanosomatida; Trypanosomatidae. Bases 1 to 1269 code for a protein of 422 amino acids. The record is from RefSeq and is a predicted model, not a curated record. The transcript has a single exon.
AUGAAAGAUGCAAUGUCCACCUUUGGCGUAGAUAUGCACAACGUGAGCGCCGACGAGGACCCCCCGUACGUCCAGGAGCAUCAGCGGCAGCGGAUGGUGCAGGACAUCAUGUCCAGUUCGCAGAACCUGAAGAGCUUGUCCAAGAUGGACCGUCUGCGGUUGGCGCUCGAUCAGGUACGCAACGAACCUGCUGGGCAUGAGAAGUGGAACGAGGUGUACCUGUUCCUGCGCACGACGGAGAUGUGCACGGAGGUACUGGCGAACGAAUCGGACGUGUUCCCGAAAGGCAAGAAGCUCUGGAUCGAGAUUGAGCAGUGCGAGGAGAAGCGGGUGCCGGGGCUGAUGGUGCUGCCGAACGGGAUGCCGGUGCUGCCCAUUUUCACCAUGGAGGAGUACAUGGAUUCGUACUUCUCGCGCACGAACGUGUACGACUCGUGCUGGUUUCCUGUGCCGCGCAGCGGGACGCAAUGGGAGGAGUUCUGCAAGCUUCCUUUUCCUGUGUGUGUCACCGGGAACAUUCAGCACUUUAGCACCCUGGCGACGGUGGCCCUCGGCAGCCACCAGCUCGGUAUUCUCGUCAAUCCGGGCAUGCGUUCCAGCAAGUUUAUCACCUACCCCGAGAUGGUCACCCUAACGCAGCAGAGACAGCAAAAGAGAAAAAACCGCCGACUGGCGGUGACGCCGGCUACCAGCGCGGACGGCAGCACCGCUGCCGCUCCCGGAGAAGAGCGGCUCUUUGACGAGAACUUGAUGAUGACCUUCGACACCAAUAAGCUGCCAUUGAAACGUCUCGAGCCACAGGACCUUGCGGCCUGCAUAGCGCAGCGGCCGCCAAUUCCACCAGUUGCGGAGCUCGAGCUGCACCUGCUGCUGCACGUGUAUCCCGAGAUCGAGGCUGUCUACAUCCGCACUGUUGAUCGGCCGCGGUGGCGAAGAAUGUUAGGGGCGUCGGAGAAGAUGACGCAGAUCGAUGUUGUCUGCUGCCCUUCCCGCAAGCCGGACAAGAGCUUCUUUGAACACCUGCAGCAGUGGAGCUUCAUGAAAGAGUUCAACAGCGACGUGCACGUGGAGCUGACGAGCCAGGCCCCGGCGCAGGAGGGCUCUACAGAUUCCUUCAUGCGCAUAUACUCAAACGAGGUUGAUGGUAGGCUACUACGGUCCAUGGCCACCUUCAAAGGACGCACUCUGGCCGACCAACUCGGCUUCAACGAUCCCAUCACAGACGGCCAGGGCAACAAGCCGUACGAGCGCUACGUUAGCUAUUUUUGA